AUGAACAAUCAUGGUUCUCAUCUCACAGAAGAAUUCAUCCAAUACUGCAACCUUCAUAAGAUUAUUCUAUUCAGAUUUCCAUCUCAUACAAGUCAUAUUCUACAACCUCUUGAUGGCGUACCUUUUCAGCAGUAUAAGCAUUAUCAUACAAAGGCAGUUAAUGAGGCCGCCCGCUACGGAUAUGAGCAGUAUGGUGGCAGACAAUUCCUUGCUAAUCUGGAGAGCGUCCGAUUGCAAGCAUUCAAACCUGGCACUGUGCGAGCUGGCUUUGCCGACCGCGGAAUGUAUCCAGUUAAUCGCGAUAUAAUUCUCAAUCGAUUGAGACCUCUUACCAUUGAUGAUGCCCCGGAUCUCAACAUAUAUGAUGGUGAUGGUGAUACAGUUGCAAAACUACAUCACCAAAUCAAUGCAGCAGCCAAGGCCUUACAAGAUGUGAAGGAUACCCUUACACCUGAUUUGACAAGGCAGUUGGACAAGAUCUUCAAGGGUAGCAUGGUCCAGGCGGAAUUGAACGCGCACUGUGAGGGUGAACUUGCAGAUCAUUAUCAAGCAAAUAGAUGUCAGGUUGUCAAAUCCUCCUGCAGACAGAUGCAAGUAGACGGAGUCCUCACUAUUAAGAAUGCCAAUCACAAGAUCACGACCUGUAGAGCAGAUGAGAUGAAAAAAAUGUUCAAUAAGAAUCUUCAGUCAAUUGAAAUCAAAUCUACAAAAUCUACAGCCACUCAAUCACAACAAGAUAAUUCUAUAGAAUUUCAAUCUACAGUGGAUUCUACACCUUCUAAUGAAUAG
Messenger RNA from Histoplasma mississippiense, 789 nucleotides. RefSeq lists its product with no specific name. Gene Ontology annotation, molecular function: nucleic acid binding. The record is from RefSeq and is a predicted model, not a curated record. The transcript has 3 exons. NCBI's taxonomy places the organism in Eukaryota, Fungi, Ascomycota, Eurotiomycetes, Onygenales, Ajellomycetaceae. The coding region runs from base 1 to 789 and encodes 262 amino acids.